This is a messenger RNA of Scatophagus argus, 2219 nucleotides long. It is a transcript of the gene prim2, whose product is annotated as DNA primase subunit 2. NCBI's taxonomy places the organism in Eukaryota, Metazoa, Chordata, Actinopteri, Scatophagidae. The coding region runs from base 165 to 1703 and encodes 512 amino acids. The transcript has 14 exons. The record is from RefSeq and is a predicted model, not a curated record. Gene Ontology annotation, biological process: DNA replication, synthesis of primer. Gene Ontology annotation, cellular component: alpha DNA polymerase:primase complex.
UGGCGGAACGGACGGAUCAACUAAACGAGUGUCCACACGCUCCGACAGGGUUUCUCUUCCUGGGUUAGCUGAAAGCGUCAUCGUUUACCCGCGUUUGUUGAACAACCCACUUUGUUUGGCGGGAUUGAGCUAAGAAUAAGCUGUUCCAUCAUCUAAUCGGAACUAUGCAGUUUUCUGGCAGAAGAAAGAAGCUGAAUAGUAACCUUCAGACGGAGCUCUAUGGGCACGCUCUGCAGUUCUAUGGACAGCCUCCUCUUGAGAACAUCUCUCUCAGUGAAUUUGAGUUAUUUGCUGUGGACAGACUGAAGUUAUUGAAGACCAUUGAGAAUUUGGGAGUGAGCUAUGUCAAACUGUCCGAGCAGUACACAAAGAAACUGGACAAUGAGUUUAAAAACCUGAGUUUUCCUUACAGGCCAGAAGCUGAUGACAGAAAACUUCCGAAUGAAAGUGAAUACGAGAAGCGGAGAAAGGACCAUAUCUCCCACUUCAUCCUCAGACUUGCCUACUGCCAAACGGAGGACCUUAGACGGUGGUUUAUACAACAGGAAGUUGAUCUUUUCCGCUUUCGCUUCAGUAACCUGAGUGGAAAACAAAAGCUUGAAUUUCUACACAGAAAUAAUCUGCAGUAUGACACAAUUAGUGUCAAGGAGAAAAAGUCUCUUCUGGAUAAACUUAUCAACUCCAGUUACGCCGUCAGUGGAAUCACGGUGGAGGAUCAGGACUUCUACAAAGUUCCUUUUCAAGAUGCAUUGGAUCUAGUGCGAACUCGGAAGGUGUACCUCAAAGCAGGCUACGUGUACAUCCCUCAGCAGGACAUCGUUACCAUUGUGCUCAACGAUUUCCGCACUAGGCUAUCUAAAGCUCUUGCACUGACAGCCCGCUCGUUACCAGCAGUGCAUUCUGAUGAACGGCUCCAGCCGCUCCUUAACCACCUCAGUCACGCCUAUGUGGGGCAGGAUUACAGCAUUCAGAAGAAUGUGGGGAAAAUCUCCUUGGAACAAAUUGAUUCACUUUCAGGAAAGUCAUUCCCACUCUGUAUGAGGCAGCUCCAUCAGGCCCUGAGAGAGAACCACCAUCUUCGCCACGGUGGCCGUAUGCAGUAUGGCCUCUUCCUCAAAGGCAUCGGCAUCUCUCUAGAGCAAGCGCUGCAGUUCUGGAGGUCAGAAUUCGUAAGAGGCAAAGUGGAUGCAGACAAGUUUGACAAAGCAUAUGCCUACAGCAUUCGCCACAUGUUUGGCAAAGAAGGCAAGCGAACAGACUACACCCCCUACAGUUGCAUGAAGGUGAUUUUAUCAAAUCCACCCAGCCAAGGCGACCAUCAUGGGUGCCCUUUCCGACACAGCGACCCAGAACUGCUGAAGCAGAAGCUUCAGGUUUACAAGGUGUCUCCCAAUGGAAUCAGUCAGAUCCUGGAGCUGGUUAAAGGAAUGCACUACCAGCUGGCAUGCCAGAAGUACUUUGAGCUGACACAUAAUAUAGAGGACACCAAUUUCUCACUCAAUCACCCCAACCAAUACUUUAUAGAGAGCCAGAAGGCUUUGGGUGGAGGCAAGGACAUAAAGCGAGAGAUGGAUACCCCGCAGAGGUCGCAGGAUAACGCAGCCACCAGAGGAUCCAGUGCAGCUCGAGUGGCGGCAGCGAAUGCCUCGCAGGAUUUGGCUGAGAUGACGGAGGGACUGGAUUCAUUCUUUCAGGAUGCCUGAUUUUAUUUUUGUUUUUAUACCUUUCAAAAUAAAUGUUUGUUUCUGUUUUCCACAAAGAUUCUGGGGUUUGAGGUUCUCCAUAUUCUGAUUUGAGUAAUCUGUAUCUGUUAUAUGAUAAGUAAUUUCUUCAUAAUUUAACAUAGCAGACUGUGAGUUAACCUUGACAGGAUAUUAUUCAACACUCAACAGCAGACUAAAGUUGAGUUUUUCUGCUUUCAGAUUUCACAUUCACCUUGUUCACUUGUCGGUGACACAGCAUCGUUAAUGUUGCUUUUUAACCUGUGUGUUAAAAGUAGUCCCACAGUUCGUUUUCUUUCUCUGUUAUCACUGUUGUCUGAACUCAGAUUGUUUAUAGCCAGUCUCAGUGCACAGUGUUUUGGCAGGGACGUGGUUUUGGGGGUGAUGACUAGAACAUUUCCCAGCUGUCUCAAAAACAAUGUCAUUGUAUUUGCUGGCAGGAGUAUGGAUGAAUGGUGGCAGGAGGAUGGAUGAAAAUAAACAAUUUCCACAGUUGUA